Prinia subflava (tawny-flanked prinia) is the source of this 4392-nucleotide messenger RNA. RefSeq names its product epidermal growth factor receptor kinase substrate 8-like protein 2. The record is from RefSeq and is a predicted model, not a curated record. The transcript has 3 exons. Gene Ontology annotation, molecular function: actin binding. Gene Ontology annotation, biological process: regulation of Rho protein signal transduction; Rho protein signal transduction; positive regulation of ruffle assembly. Bases 3825 to 4199 code for a protein of 124 amino acids. NCBI's taxonomy places the organism in Eukaryota, Metazoa, Chordata, Aves, Passeriformes, Cisticolidae. Gene Ontology annotation, cellular component: ruffle membrane; vesicle; plasma membrane.
AUGAACCAAUUAAAACCACAUUGAUACAGUUUUAUUCUUUUUAAUCAAGUUCUAGAGAAAUAUUGCAGAAUAGAAAAUCAUCUUUUUAACCCCAAAACUCCUCUAGGAGAUCCACAGGGCAGGGCUGCACUGCACCCCCAAACUGAGGAGAACUGGGAGCAAAGGAAACCCAGACUGAGAUUCCCGGGAGAUUGGUGCAGCUUCUGCCAGCCAGAACAAUCCUUGGUCUGAACACCUGGGAAUGCCAGGAACCUGGGGCGUCAUCAAUAUCCUCAGGAGCCUUUUUAUUAAAAGCAGAUUUCCACGAGAAUGAACAAAAUUACAGAAAAUGAAACGGAAAUGUAAAGGAACAGCUCCCCCAGCCCAGCAGGCUGCAGCAGCCAAAAGAAAAUGAACAGAAAGAUUCUGGAUUGGGACCAUCACCAGUCUCAAAUCCCUCGUGUGGAAUAGCCUCUGCUUUGCUUUAUGCAUCACCACUCCUCUUAGUGGACAAACCCUUCCAAUUCACCAGGUUCCCAACCGUGGCCACCAAGAUUCAGCUGCACCGUGUCCUGGUAGGAACAUCAAGUGGUACAAAUGCAGUGUGGAGCAGGAAAAGAAUUAGGAUCAUUUCUCUUCUCCAAUUCCAGUUUUCUCGGUGAGGUUGGGAAAAAUAAGGAGAAUUCAGUUUACACAAGAAGACUGAAGUCUGUUUUUAAUGACUGGCACACAACACACGUAGGGAACCAUCUCCACCUGUCUCAGCACAGGCAGACCGUAAAGGGCAGAAUGGAAUCUUGGAUAGAAAGGAUCAGGUGCCUUUUGCCACGGUGGCAUCCCCCAGGGGGCGGCAGUGUAAGCACAGCUCACAGGAGAGGAGAGGAGGAUCUCCCUUCUCCUGGGAUUGGUGCUGUACCUGUUUACCUGCUUUGCACACCCUCAACAGCAAAUUUUCCUUCUGGAUAACACAUCAGAAAAAGCAAAAAUUGCAAGCGAAUUGUUAAUUUGCCAGGAUGAGAGCCCUGGGACAGACGUUUUUCCUGCUGUGCUCCUGCUCUUUUUUCUGAGGAGCCUGAACAAGUUUUCCAGCCAGGAGAGCCCACCUUAGCACAAAGAGCCACCCCUCAGUCCCACAGUUAUUUACACCUCGGCCCUUGGCUGCAGAGGAGUGUCCUGAGAGCCCAACAGGACCACAGCCUUCAGCACACAUCCCUCUGCGCACUCCAGGUGCACACACAGCACACACCGGCCUCAAACUCCUCCCUGCUGACUCAGUGACCUUCUGGAAUGCCACAAAAGAAGGAAUUCCACCCCAACUGGAAUUUCCUCCCCCUCCCUGCCUUCAGGGCACUGCUGGGCAAAGGCAGGGCUCCCUCUCUGGCCUGCUGGAUUCAGUCUGACUCCUCUGAGCUCUCCUCCACCGUGGAAUUACAACUGAAAUUGCUCCAGACCAGGAGCUGUCCCAAAACACGUGAGCUAAAGACUUCCCUGCAACCACUGCUGUGGUAUCCAACACCAAAUUAGUGAUUUCAAGGUUCUUCUGAUCACCUAACACAGCUAAUGAGGGCAGGAAAAUGAAUUUAAAAUUAAUAAAUUUAACAUAAUGGACUCAUUUGCCAAUGCCAAGUUUUAGAGGUUCACAAAGUACUGAGCUUCCCCAGGACAUGGAUUUCAAACCAGUGGCCAAAACCAGUGGGUCAGAAAGGGAAAAAACCAGAGUUGCUGGCAGUGCUGGAAGCAAUGACUGCCCUGAGUUACAACCUAAACUCAAGGAGAACCUGAGGCCCUGUGAAUAUGGCAUCAGGUUACAUUUCAUAAGCAAAAAGAUCCACGGGAAGAGCAUUAAAAUUGUUCCUACCUGUCCUUUCACAAAGCAAGACCGUUUUUCCAUUAAGCAAAUGUUUUUUGAAUUAAAAAGAUAACACUUCACUCAGUUGGAAAAGAAAAAGAUGAGAUCUGCUAAAUUUCCCUAGGCCAAGCAACACUAAACAAAACAAAAGAAAGCAAAACUUUUCAGUUUGGUUCAAAAAGAACCUUUCAUUCCACUUUUUCACCAUUUUCAACAAUCUACAAUAUUCAUUUUGUCUCUCUUCAAACAAAAAGCCAAUUCAGCUUUGAAAACCGUAUAUUCUGGUGUCCCAAGCUAACACAUAAAUGCAUUUCUCUUCCCCUGUGCCCGAAUAUAUAUUAGAAUAGAAACAUCCAAACUCACUUUUCCCGGGAACCUGCAGAAUUCUGUGCCAGCAGUUCAGCAUUGCCUGAUGAAAACCCCACAGAUUUCCAGUGGGUUCUGCCUGCUUGGAUUUUCAAUUCCUCUUCCCCCAGCUCCUCCCUGCUCUGGCAUCUGGGGCAGUUGUUUCCACUGGGCAGCACAGGGAGGGUUUCACACUUCACCUUUCUGGGAGCUGCAGUAGGAGCCUUUGGGUGCUGCUGUGUCAGAGCUCAGGACACCAGGAAGCACCAACUCUGCUUUCCCUGGUGGUGUCUGAGCAGUGACACAGAGCUUUGCUCAAAUCCAGAGCUGCAACAGGCUGCCUGUGCUGUGUCACUUCCUCAGCUCAAGCACAGUGGUCCCAUCUUAACCACAGUGAGGAGCGAGAAGAACAACUCCCCGUCCUGCCCUGCUCAUCCCCUGCUGGACACAAAUCUGUUCCUAACACCGAGUAUUCUCCACACUCCUCAGGAGUUUCAUGGGGAAAGUGGCACUGGAGGAAGUGUCCCUGGAGUUCUCACACAGUCACAGGAUGGCCUGGGCUGGAAGGGACCUUCCAGCUCAUCUCAUCAUGAGAGUGUUGCUCACUCCCAGUUGGUGCUUCCUGCUGCUUCUGUUCCGCUGUGGAGCAAAACCCAGAGCUCCAGGAUCAGCAAAUUCCUGACUGGAAGCAGCAGAGAGGACUGAGAAGAUCUCAGUCUCAACUCUCCAAUUGCAGAUUCUCAGAGAUCUACCCUUCCACAUCAGGCAGCAGCCAAGGGGUGAUGGGAGAAAAAUAAAUGGCAACAGAGGGGCACAGGAAAACGGGAACGUGGUUCUCAGAAACUCAUAGUCCAUCCCCCGACCUCUGCUGCCUCACAGGGGCUGGGAUUUUCCCCUCUAGCUGUGAAGUCUGCAGGGCAGUUCCCUUAUUUCACCAGCCCAAAGGGAACUAAAUAACUCAAACCCAGGAAGAUGACAAAGUGAAGCAAAACCCCAACACCAACACCAGGCCUCAGGGAAUUGACCCUCUGGGAACAGCAACACUGCCUGGGCAUACCUGGAGCAGGAGCUGUGGGUGUUGAGGGGUUUUACGUCCUGUGAAUGGGGCAAGAGGAACAGGGUGAGUUAGAAACAUGAGCAACAACUGGUCCCACUGUAAAACCGUCCACAAAACAGGUGAAAGGGAGAUUCUCUCCCCAGUCAUGCUGCAAGAAACCAUAAAGCAGCUUUUUGGCUGCGAUUCUGUGAUCUCUCCUCUCCUUCAACCUGCAGAACAACUGCAGAAAUCACAGUUUCUCCCAAAGAGAGAAAGCUGGAGGGAGACUCCUGGCUCACAGGGAAAGAGGAGAUCCCCCCACUCUCUUCCAGGAUUCUCCAGCCUCCAAAACCACAGUGAUCUCCCUGUACAAGUUUGUCCCUGAAGGUCCAAAUGUCAUCUCUCACCCUACUGCUCCAACAGAGCACUUAAGCUUGUUCUUUAGAACUAAAACACAAAAGUAAGCACUUUCCUGGGCUGUAUUUACAGAGUUAAUAAAGCCACUGAGCCACAUCCCUGUUUUCCUUACAAUUCCCCUACAAACACAUUUAAUGUGAUUUUUGACUGAAGACUUGAUUUCAUUCUCUCCCUGUUUCUACAGAACUUAUCUACCAAAUGGAUGAGCUGAACGACGAGCUGCUAAAGAAGAUCACAAACAACAAAAUUCAGCCUCCCCACAGGAAUUUCAAAGUCGAAAAGCCUCAGCAAGUUUUUGUGCCCCUCACCUUUGAAUCCAGCACUGAAGAAGUCAAAGCCUGGCUGGAGGCCAAGUCAUUCAGCAAAGAGACCGUGGAACACCUGGGCAUCCUCACCGGAGCUCAGCUCUUCUCCCUCAACAGAGAGGAGCUGAAGAAGGUGUGUGGUGAUGAGGGAAACAGAGUCUACAGCAAGAUCACGGUGGAGAAAAACCAGCUGGAGAAAAGCAGAGGAGAGUCAGAGUUCCAAGAAAUCAUGAAGCGCCGCCAGGAAAGGAUCGAUUCUGCUAAUUAAAGUCUCUCUGCUUUAUUUCAGCUCUUAGCCCUAAGUAGUGCAGAAAAAAAGGGAACGAAAGCAAAGAUUGCCGGCCCAGGCCGGGGCAGCAGAGCUCCCCUCGGGGUCCAGCUGCCAUCAGAGUGACAAUUCCUUCAACACUGUUGGGAAGGGUUGGCAAUAAGACCACGUCCCACUGGGAGAGGUGUUUUAA